Paraphaeosphaeria sporulosa is the source of this 2406-nucleotide messenger RNA. Its product is annotated as MFS general substrate transporter. Gene Ontology annotation, molecular function: transmembrane transporter activity. Lineage: Eukaryota; Fungi; Ascomycota; Dothideomycetes; Pleosporales; Didymosphaeriaceae. The transcript is spliced from 3 exons. Gene Ontology annotation, biological process: transmembrane transport. The record is from RefSeq and is a predicted model, not a curated record. Bases 328 to 2082 code for a protein of 584 amino acids.
CCAAGCUCCAAUUUUCCCUCGCCAGGCGUCAGCCGCUUCUAAUACCCGGCACUCCACGCGCUGGUGCGCUUUCUUCGUCGUAUUCCCGAUGGCACCAACCCAAUCCCCGGCAAUCAUCCCAAAAGAGAGCCUGCGCCGCCGAUGCACUACCUACUUAAUCGCAAAACUACCGGGAACUAGCUCCAAUCCCACCGCCUGUGGGUCUUGUAAUUAUGGCUGAGUUUAUAACCAUUGACCUGCAUCCCAUCCUGUUCUUCGAUCUGCCCGAGACUACCUCCUACCCCGAAGAACACUGCUUCUCAAGGAUGUAGAUGCAUUCUUCGAGCCAUGGCCGAUCCAGCAACUGAGCGACUUCCGUCACCAGAGCCGUCAGACGCCGGCGGUGAAGCUCCGGGAAUAAACGCAAGCAGCCCGGGCAUAAACACGCAUGGUGCACGGGAAUCCCAACCCACAACCGCACGAAGUUCUGAUACGAGGUUCGAUGCGAAGAACGACACCGAAGAUGUGCCUGAGAGCGAGGAGGAAGGUCCUGGGGAGAUCGUUUACCACUACCUUACGUACACGACCGAACUACCUCAACCAACAUCAGUAUGUCCGACUAGAGCGGACCAACCGCCGGCACCCGAGGCGCCCAACUUGAAAAAAUUCGAUUCCCCGUUCGACUGGCCUGAGACUCGGAAGAACAUGACGAUCUAUUUUUCUUGCUUCAUCACAGCUUUGACUGCGUUCUCGGCUGGAUCGUACUCACCAGGUGUGGGCCAGAUGACUGAGGAGUGGCACGUCAGCAGCGUUGCCGCUUUCGUUGGGAUAACAACUUUCACUUGCGGGUUCGGAGUUGCGCCUAUGAUCCUCGCACCGUUUUCCGAGAUCAACGGCCGCCGUCCCGUCUUCAUCGCUUCAGGCAUACUCUUCGUCAUCUGCCAACUAUGCACAGGCCUUACACAAUCCUAUGCCGGCAUGCUCGUCGUACGCUUCUUUACCGGCGUAGGCGGAUCUACCUUCUCCACCAUGGUUGGCGGCGUCGUCUCAGACAUCUACCACGCCGAAGAUCGAAACACCCCCAUGGCCCUGUUCUCGGGAAGCGCCCUUUUUGGAACCGGCUGGGGCCCUCUCGUGUGCGGCUUCAUUGCGCAGAACACGACCUGGCGGUGGAUCUUCUACAUGCAGGCCAUCAUGAACGGGGCAGCCGUGGCCGUGAUCUGCGUCAUCUUCGAAGAAACCCGCGGCAGCGUGCUCCUCAGCCGCAAAGCGAAGGCGCUCAACAAGUGGUACGCCGCGCGCGAAGAAGCCGGAUACUACACAGUCAACAUGCCCCGGACCGACGGAAAACCCGCCAUACCCCAGCGUAUCCGCUGGAAAGUAAAGGAAGACGAGCUGCGCGCCAGCCUGAUGAGCAUGAUCCGCACCUCGCUCUUCCGCCCCUUCCACCUCCUCUUUACCGAGCCCGUCGUCUUCUUCUUCAGUCUGUGGGUCGCCUUCUCCUGGGCGGUGCUGUACCUCACGCUGGCCGCGAUCCCCCUCGUAUUCCAGCGCAACCACGGCUUCUCGCUGCAACAGGCCAACGCCGUCUUCGCUGCCAUGUGCGUGGGCGCUAUUCUAUCAACCGUCAUAUCGAUCUACCAAGAGAAGGUUGCGAAGAAGUACGGGAAGCUGGCGAGCACGCCCGAGGGCCGGCUGUACUUUGCGUGCAUCGAGAGUGCGUGCAUGCCGAUUGGGCUGUUCAUGUUUGGGUGGACGAGCUUCUCCGGCAUUCACUGGAUCGCACCGACUAUUGCUAUUGCUCUUGCGACCAUCGGUAUUUUCAGCAUCUACCUGUCGACGUUCAACUACCUAGCGGAUACUUACCAUCGGUAUGCCAGCUCGGCGCUGGCCGCGCAGAGCUUCUGCAGGAAUAUACUCGGCGGCAUUUUCCCGCUUGUGACGCGUCAGAUGUAUAAUAGACUGACAUUCGGAGGAGCCUCGAGCUUACUCGGCGGCAUUGGAACCCUGCUGACCAUCGUGCCGUGGGUUCUUGUUUUCUACGGCCCAAAGAUCCGCCGCAGGAGCAAGUUUGCGUCCGAGAUUAUGAACACUCACGACUAAUGCCUUGGUGACCGACGUUUAUGGUUGCUUAUUGCUUCUUCCCAUACAUGAUACCCCUAUCCGAAAUUGGUGCGGAAAAAUCUUUCAGGCAUAGCGUUUGUUUUUUGGCUAGGUUGGCUGUUGUUGAGUUAUCACAGCUGGAUAGAAAAAAUAGUGGAAGAACAAAAUGAUGAUAUUCACGAAACUAUCAACGUCUCCUCAAACACUGAGAGCACAGCUUCUAGCCGCGGCGUCUGGUGGUAGGCGCGGGGCUUUUUCCAGUCGCCUUUGCGUAGCUCGGGGCUCCCUUGACUGUAGAGUCUGACGAAGGACCUUUGCCCGCCG